Molecule: messenger RNA, 924 nt
Organism: Meyerozyma guilliermondii ATCC 6260
Lineage: Eukaryota; Fungi; Ascomycota; Pichiomycetes; Serinales; Debaryomycetaceae
Gene: BGL2
Product: glucan 1,3-beta-glucosidase
Exons: 1
Coding region: 1-924 (307 amino acids)
Biological process (GO): cell wall organization; carbohydrate metabolic process
Cellular component (GO): fungal-type cell wall; extracellular region; cell surface
Molecular function (GO): glucan endo-1,3-beta-D-glucosidase activity; 1,3-beta-glucanosyltransferase activity
Source: RefSeq, a predicted model, not a curated record
AUGCAAUUCAGAACUUUAGCUGCUAUUGCCACCGGUUUGACUUGUGUUUCCGCCAUUGGUGACCUCGCCUUCAACUUGGGUGUCAAGGACAACAGUGGUAACUGUAAAUCCACUUCGGAAUACGAAAGUGACUUCCAAAAAUUGUCCCUGUAUUCCAAGAUUGUCAAAACUUAUGCGGUUUCUGACUGUAACACUUUGCAAAACUUGGGUCCUGCUGCUGAAGACGCUGGUUUCCAGGUGAUGUUUGGAAUCUGGCCCAAUGACGAUGCUCAUUUUGAGGCCGAGAAGGAGGCUUUGCAAACAUACUUGCCAAAGAUUUCUAAGAAAACCGCUUACGCUUUCUUGGUUGGUUCCGAGGCUUUGUACAGAGACGAUUUGAGUGCCAGUGACUUGGCUUCCAAGAUCAGCGAAAUCAAGGACUUGUUGAGUGGUAUCAAGGACAAGAACGGUGACUCGUACUCUGACGUUCAAGUUGGUACUGUCGACUCAUGGAACGUUUUGGUGGACGGAAGCUCGCAACCUGCUAUUAAGGCUGCUGACUUUGUCUACUCCAACGCUUUCUCGUACUGGCAGGGACAAACCACUCAGAACGCUUCCUAUUCGUUCUUCGACGACAUCAUGCAGGCUUUGCAGGUGAUCCAAACCACCAAGGGUUCUACCGACAUUAACUUCUGGGUUGGUGAGACCGGAUGGCCCACUCAAGGUACCAACUUUGAGUCUGCUGAGCCCUCAUUGGAGAAUGCCAAGAACUACUGGCAAAACGCCAUUUGUGCCAUGAGAGCUUGGGGUGUCAAUGUUGCUGUUUUCGAGGCGUUCGAUGAAGCAUGGAAGCCCAACACCUCGGGUACCUCUGACGUCGAGAAGUACUGGGGAGUUUUCGACUCGAACAACUCUCUCAAGUACACCUUGAGCUGCGACUUUUAG